Molecule: messenger RNA, 1096 nt
Organism: Calliphora vicina (urban bluebottle blowfly)
Lineage: Eukaryota; Metazoa; Arthropoda; Insecta; Diptera; Calliphoridae
Gene: Tsp42Ep
Product: Tetraspanin 42Ep
Exons: 5
Coding region: 104-871 (255 amino acids)
Cellular component (GO): membrane
Source: RefSeq, a predicted model, not a curated record
UAAAUUAUUUAAAGAAUAAAGAAGUAUUAAAGUACUCGUACGCAAUUGAUAUAAUUUACUAAUAGUACAAAUUAUUUAAAACUAAUUUUGAAUUUAAAUAGUAAUGGGAGCUGCCUUUAACACUAUAAAAUGGUUUGUUUUUGCCUUAAACAAAAUAUGUCUGUUUCUGGGAAUUGGUGCCAUCUGUGUGAAUGCAAUGGGAAUUGAAGGUUCACAACCGGGUACCGAUGCUCACACCUUUUUCAUUUUGGCCAUUUUGCUGUGUUCUCUUCUGUGUCUAACAACAAUUAUUGGCUGUUAUGGUGUAUUCAGCGAAGUUUUUGGCAUAAAUGUCAUUUAUUCUAUAUUUAUAUUGUCGCUGCUAAUAAUUCAAUAUUUGCAAAUACGAUCAUUUCAACCGCAAGAGUUUUAUUUCAACAAUUUGCAAAACUUGGAAUCAGCAUGGCGUUUAGUUGAGACAAAACCGAAACAUAUGGAUAAAAUUCAGUUACAAUAUCACUGCUGUGGUUUGUUUAAUGCUCACGAUUAUGCCUACAAACACUUAUCGAUUGCCGAUAGUUGUUACGCAUCGAAUGUUAUUGACACGGAUACUGAUGAAGUUUUGACUGCAACUGUUUCGGAUCAGAUCAAUAAUAACGGAUGUUUGGAAACUGUAUGGAGAUCCUACAAAUUUGCUGUACAUCGACAUGUUUUAUUUAACUGGGCUCUUCUUAUAACAGAGUUUAUAACAUUUAUUUAUUCAAUUAUUUUAAGUAUUUUACUAUUUAGACGUCGACUUCGACCACGUUUUGAAAAUCUUAAUCGUGCUGUUAUUCAAGAAUUUGCUCAUCAAAAUCAUAUUGGUUCGAGGCAACUUUUAAUGUCCAACUGAUAGUUUCGGUGCUUAUAUUACAUCAGAACGAACUUGUGGUGGAGGAUUUAAUGGGAUGGCCGCCACUCCAGUAUAUUUUGCAAUUAAGUUGUUUAAUUUGGUCAUCUGUAUCUUUUGUGCCAUAUAAUAUGCAACUGCUGUUAUAGAACUGUGUAAUACCUAUAAUUAAAUAAACAUUUUAUUUAUAUGUAGUUAAUUGAGCUUGAGGUCAGUUUUAUAAAAUAA